CGGGCUUAGAUUUUUCUUGCAAUGCCGGCAGAUGCAGAUGCGGCCAAGGCUGUGGAUCCUGAGGUGGAGGAAAGGUGGGGCAAAGACCUGCGCGCCAUCGAGGAAAGCAUCCGGCUCAUGUUGUCCAACCACUUGCAGGAAGCAGAGGACCUCUUGGCUGAAGCAACUGCAGAUGUGGCCAAGCGGGAGUUCCGCUUUGAUGCAGGGGAUCACGAUAUGCGAGGGUGCUUUUCCUUUGUCAACGCAUUGAUGAGCCUCAUCAAUGGCCUGGCUUCCCUUGAGAACAACCAGCUGGACAUUGUGCUGGAGCGCGUGCGCUUGGCGGAUGAUCAGUUGACAGCGGAUAGCGACUGGCCCGGCCGAACGGUCCUGCGAGGUUUGUGCAACCUCGUGGCCGGUGUCGUGGAGAUUAUGCAGGGGAUGCCCUCACGAGGGGUGUGGCACGUUCUGCGCUCCUGGUUUUGGCUGCGCACAUUGGAGUCCGAGGCUUUGACCUUCGACGGCCACGAGCGUGGCUGCGUGCGCUCCACGGCGCUCCUGGCUCUCGGGGUUUUCAAUUUGUUUGUUUCCAUGCUGCCUCCCACGGCUAUGAAAGCUGCGGGGUGGGCCACAGGCUUCUCUGGUGGCCGCGAUGUGGCGCUCUCGCAGCUGAGGGCCUGCUGGGAGGAAGGCGGCAUCCAGGCACCUUUUGCUGGCAUGGUCCUCAUCGGCUUCUGCGUGGAUGUGAGCAGCUUUCUUGGAGAGCUGCGUCAAGAGCGUGCGGCUCGCCACCACAUGGCCAAAGAGAUCCUGGACUGGGGGCGCAAGGACUAUCCGGGCGCCUUUUUCUUCGCAGGCCUUGAGGCAGGGUACCUGGCCGCUGAGCGCGACCUUGAAGGUGCCCUUGCCAAGCUUGAUGAAAUUAGAGUAUCUGUGGAGAAGCUCCCUGCCUUUCUUUUCCUGGUCAGCGUCAGGAGGGCUACGUUCUUGUUGGCUCUUUUUCAGUGGCAAGCUGCGGGAGAUGCCUUUGCGGAUGCGGUGAAAGUUUAUCAGGGCGUGGGUAGGCGUGCACUGUGCCCCUCGCUCUCGCUGAAUUCGCACCUUUGCUACAGCCGUGCGGGCUGCAAGGAGCGAGCGGCCGAAAUGCUGGACACCUGUCUCGCUUACCAGAAGACAAGCUUCGUUAUUGUGAAAGAUUCGCGCUGCCCGCCUGGGGCCAGCCAACAAGGGGCAAGGGGCCGGGCCAGCAGCAAAAAAGAGGAGAAGAAGAAGUGGUCUCCCCUGGACAAGGUGUCUUUGCGCCAGGCAGAGGCUGCUCGUCGUCACGCGCAGGACCCCGCGGGUGACGCCAACGGUCGAGGC
Molecule: messenger RNA, 1341 nt
Organism: Effrenium voratum
Lineage: Eukaryota; Dinophyceae; Suessiales; Symbiodiniaceae
Source: the annotation of a GenBank genome assembly